Messenger RNA from Cyprinus carpio (common carp), 3991 nucleotides. Its product is annotated as disintegrin and metalloproteinase domain-containing protein 15-like. NCBI's taxonomy places the organism in Eukaryota, Metazoa, Chordata, Actinopteri, Cypriniformes, Cyprinidae. The record is from RefSeq and is a predicted model, not a curated record. Gene Ontology annotation, biological process: proteolysis; integrin-mediated signaling pathway; innate immune response. The transcript has 24 exons. Bases 471 to 3224 code for a protein of 917 amino acids. Gene Ontology annotation, molecular function: metalloendopeptidase activity; integrin binding.
UCCCGACCGGACAGCAAAGAGUUAACUCGAAAGAGGAAAUCCUAUCUGGUUGGACACACUGAGAAAUGCGAUUAUGCUGCCUCAGUUUAACACUGGCGAGCGGACGGAUUGCGCACUAUGCGAUCCGCCUCAUAGAGAAAGCUUAUUCUGCAAGGUUAUCAUUACAGGCUAUUCCUCUGUAUCUCAAAACGAAACAAGCGCAGUAGAGUAGCCAUUAUUAUUGUUGGGACAAAACUGAGGUUUUCAGCAGGAUGUCGGUUCGCCCUGACAGAACCUACACUGGGCCGAGAACACGCUUUCAGAACGGACUGCAGCUCGGCGUCCAGCAGCAGGUGAAUGGCCAGGUGCGCGUUUAUGUGUGACAGAUCGUCUGACUGCGGGCCGUGUUCACGUGACUGUUUUUAAGAAGUGUACUGAUCCGCUACUCCAUUUGAAUCUAAAGAAUAGACCAAUCAGUGCGUCACUGGACCAUGAAGCACCAUCCUCAGUUGUUCAGGUGUUUUUGGCGAACUCUCGUCACUGUUCUUCUGUUUGAAGGCACCCCGCUCCUGAUGUUCAGGGGGUCCCUCACUCUGACCCUAAACAGGGAUGACAGCAGCUUCACACGGAUAACGCACUUCUCUCACAAUGUCACAAGUCAUAGAAGAGAACUGAAGCCACUGGAGAAGACAAGGCCGUUUGCUGUUGUUGAUGGAGUUAGGAGAAGUCUGAGUCAUGUUUUACAGAAUGGUCACCCUGACAGAUUGCAGUGUGGUUUACAAAUGGGAAGCAGCUUGUAUAUCUUGGACCUAGAGAAAAACCAAGAUCUUUUGCCAAAGCCGCCUAAGGUGUUCUACUACCUGCCAAACGGAACUGGGGUGUCCAUGAAGGAGAACCCAGUGAUGCAUUGUUACUAUCAUGGUUCAGUGCAAGGUUUCCCUCAGUCCCGUGUGGCACUCAGCUCCUGCUCUGGGUUACGGGGAGUGAUAGUCAUUAAUGCCACACUGAGCUUUGAGCUGCAUCCUGAGGAAGAAAAGCAUGACAAAGAAGAAGAAGGGAGCGGAGAAAUAGAAGAAGAGUGGCUGCACGUGAUCUACCCUACAGAUUCACAGACAUCAGAGUCUAGAGACUGUGGAGUGUCACAUACCUCUGUUCCUCUCAUUCAGAUCAUCCCUCCCCCCCACACACACAGGAGUAAGAGAGACAUUCUCUCAGAGACCAAAUAUAUUGAGCUGGUGCUGGUGGCGGAUCAUAAAGAGUAUCUGAAUUAUCAGAAGAAUAAUAAAACUGUAAUUUACCGCAUGAUGGAUGUGGCAAACCAAGUCGACUGGUUCUACCGGCCACUGAAUGUACGUGUAGCUGUGGUGGGUCUGGAGAUAUGGAGUGACCAGGACAAAAUUAAAGUGGAUAAAAAUCCCACUGAAACUCUAAACCGCUUCCUGGAUUGGAGGACCGGGGACCUUCUACCACGACUACGGCAUGACAACGCACAGCUCAUCAUGGGUGAAUCAUUUGAUGGGACAACAGUUGGCAUGGCAUCUCAGUCGUCCAUGUGCUCAAAGGAUCGGUCAGGAGGAGUGAAUGUGGAUCACCUGGUGAGUGUGUUAGGUGUAGCAUCGACGGUGGCACACGAGUUGGGUCACAACCUGGGAAUGAGUCACGAUACUGCCGACAGGAGCUGCCAGUGCCAGAACGAGCCUCGGCUUGGGGGCUGCAUCAUGGAGCCCUCUACUGGGUUUAUGCCCGGUCAGCUCUUCAGCAGCUGCAGCGAACAGGAUCUCUCUCUCAGUCUACUGCACGGUGGUGGAAUGUGUCUGUUUAACGUGCCUCAGCCAGAGAGUCUUCUGGGAGGUCCACGCUGCGGAAACCUGUAUGUAGAGAAAGGAGAGGAGUGUGACUGCGGCCUGCUGGAUGAAUGUAAUGAUCCUUGCUGCAAUGCCAGCACGUGUAAACUGGUUCCUGGGGCCCAGUGCUCUUCUGAUGGCAUCUGCUGUGAGAACUGCAAGCUGCAUGUGGCCGGGUCAGUGUGUCGGGAGCCGUUGGGAGAGUGCGAUUUGCCGGAGUACUGCACUGGCACUUCGCCUUACUGUCCUCCUAAUGUGUAUCUGCAGAACGGAGAGUCAUGCAAUGAUGGGUCCUCGUACUGCUACAGCGGCAUUUGUGCCAGUCUGGACGAGCAGUGCCAAAUGCUCUGGGGACAGAACUCCACCCAUGCUCCACCUAUCUGCUUUUCCUCUGUGAAUAAGCAGGGCAAUAAGUACGGAAACUGUGGCCAGAUGUCCAACGGUUCCUACAUCCCCUGUUUGAAAGGGGAUGUGCACUGUGGUAGGAUCCAGUGUCAGGGUGGAAGUGAACAUCCUCUGCUGGGCUCCAACGCUGAGAUUCUGACCACAACAGUCAAACUGAACCAGAGUGACUUUACCUGCCGGGGUGCCUAUUUUAAUCUGGGUGAUGAUGUUUCUGACCCAGCCAUGGUGUCACAGGGGACAGCCUGUGGGCCCAACAAGGCAUGUGUAGACCAAAAGUGCCGGGACGUGUCCAUGUUUGGUGUUGAGGAAUGCCGCAGGAAUUGCAAUGGCCAUGGGGUGUGUAACAGUAAUAAGAACUGUCACUGUGAUGAAGGCUGGGCUCCUCCUGACUGCAGAUACUCUGGAACCGGUGGCAGUGUGGACAGCGGCCCUGCACGAGAGCCCAAAGAUUCAGAUCCUGCGCGGGUGGCUCUGCUGGUCAUCUUCCUGUUUGUGUUACCGGUCUCACUGCUGUUUGUCGCACUCCGUUUCCCCGGCUGUCGACGAGGCCUUGUGUACCUCGGUCACACCCCCUUCAACAAGGCCAGACAGAGCCGGACUCCUGCUGUGGAGCUUGCAAAUGCUCGAAAUGGAGAUCAGGUGCAACCGCUCAGGUACCAGUGGCCCCAUCAGAGCGACAUCCCUCUCACCCAGGCUAUCAGCAAGGUCCAAAACAGGCCUGCUGCUCCAACUAAACCUCUUCCACCUGAUCCUGUCAUUAAACCUGCUCAGAACGCUGUUCCCCCCAAACCUCCAGUUCCCAAGAAACCACUGCCUGUGGAUCCUUCAUCCCACCCUCCUCCACCCCCACUGCUGGGACAUCCAGGACCUGCCGCAUCUCCAUCAUCUUACUCAUGUAACCCUGCGGCAGCUGCUGCUCCUGCCAGACCUGCUCCUCAUCCGCCUUUACGGAGACAGCAAUACCCUAGGAAACCCCACGCUCCUCACCAAAUAUAAACAGGAAGGAAACGCUGGCCCAGCUGCAAAUUUCUGGUGAACUUUAACAGCUGUACAGACCACUGUUGCUCUUCAUCUGGAUCAGAACUUCAUCUUACAACUCAUCUUGAGGCUCACUGGGCCAUCGGAGAAAUUACAGACUCCAAUAAAGACGACAGGAUGUUAUAAUUCUGAAGACCUUUUUAAGAGUGGACAACAAAUAAGAACUUUUAAACUUUGAUAUAAAGUUCCUUUUGUGAUUCAGAUGCUUUGUUCAACACAUGGAAAUAGGAUAUGACAAGAUGAUGCCUUGAGGAGUCCUGAUUUCUUUCUCUGAGAUGCUGUAUGCAUGCUCAAUUUGCCUGCCUAUAGAUGACCUAAACUUUACCUACAGAAUCUCUUUGGUGCCUAAUUACUUUGCCACACAACAUCUCCUCAAUGAUUGUUAUAAUACAAUCCCACCAAAACUGAAUUUCAGAACUCUUUGUUUCUAGAGCUGAAAAUUCUCCGUAAAUUCUGUCUGGUGUAUUACAUUCCAUUUAACAUCAGCUGGUCUCAGUACAGACAUUAGCAUUGGACACAAACACACGUUCUCUGUAAAGUCUUUACUGUAAAGUAAUGUCUUAUAUCUGUAUCAAGACACUUCAGAUUGUGAUUGUAAAUGCUGCUGCAUGGACAAAGCUGGCUGAUUGGAGGUUCGAUCAAAGCACUUGGGAAGGUAUAUUUUAGUGUAUUUGAAAUAUGCAGUAUUUUUAAAUGCAAUAAACAUGGGAUUUAUUUUUACAGUU